Coregonus clupeaformis (lake whitefish) is the source of this 4293-nucleotide messenger RNA. RefSeq names its product semaphorin-3ab-like. Gene Ontology annotation, molecular function: neuropilin binding; semaphorin receptor binding; chemorepellent activity. The record is from RefSeq and is a predicted model, not a curated record. Bases 698 to 3103 code for a protein of 801 amino acids. The transcript has 17 exons. Gene Ontology annotation, biological process: negative regulation of axon extension involved in axon guidance; motor neuron axon guidance; neural crest cell migration. Lineage: Eukaryota; Metazoa; Chordata; Actinopteri; Salmoniformes; Salmonidae.
GGCUAGGCUGAGCUGGGCUAUAUUGAGGACAUAUAGUGGAUCUGUGUAGUAAAUAUUAUGUGAAGGAGUGUCUCAGGGAAGACUCUGUUUCUCAAACUAACUGGAUUAGGAGCUGGAACAUACUGGACCUGUUUUUCUUUACUAACUAAAGACAGAGUUUUAAGUGAGGGCAUGCUGGAAGAGAGACAAUAGAGAAACAAAUAGAGAGUCAACACUGGAGAAUUGCUGGAGCAGAGACCACGUAAAGACUGAUUUCUAGCUCAGCUCCCCUCACUCUCCAUGGAAUCAGUAUGGUGGGACUCCCCCUGCCUCUGACCUCCCACACUGGGGUGAUGUGAGUCUGCUGUGUGGGUCCUGUUUAGCUCGGUUCAGUUCCACUUAGUUCGGUUUGGCUCGGUUCCGUUUGGCUUGCUUAGACAGGCUGUCUAUAACACUGACCCAUACCCCUGCUCCAUUUGCAGGUUCUGUGUCUCUGGAACCCCUGACCCUUAACCCCUGAACCUAGGACAGGUUCUGGUCCAGUUUUGCGAAAUUACUGGACUGAACAGACUUGAUCAGUAUUUCAAGUCUUGAUGAUUUUUAUUUUCUGGAAACUCUACCCCUGAUCUGGGACUGAUCCUGGUUCUGCUGAGAUCUAUUCUGUGUUCCGGAGGACUGGUUCUUCAGGGACCUGUCUGGCCUCUCUCUCCCCAGGAUCAUGGCCUCUUUCUGGGGCAUGGUGGUGUUGCUGUGUGGGGUGGUGGUUCUCUCUGAAGCACAGAAGACGAAGAGCAAUGUACCCCGGCUAAAACUCUCUUAUAAAGAGAUGUUGGAGUCUAAUAACUUGAUGACGUUUGAGGGCCUGGCCAAUAGCGCCGCUUACCACACGUUCCUAUUGGACGAGGAGAAGGGUCGUUUGGUGGUGGGAGCCAAGGACCACAUCUUUUCCUUCAACCUGGUCAACAUCAGCAGAGACCUGGCACAGAUCCCAUGGCCUGCCUCCACCUCCAGAAGAGAUGAGUGUAAAUGGGCAGGGAAGGACCUCAUGAGGGAAUGCUCUAACUUCAUCAAGGUGUUGCAGCCGUUUAACCAGACCCAUCUGUAUGUAUGUGGAACCGGAGCCUUCCACCCUAUCUGUGCCUACCUGGAGGUGGGGAAGAAACUAGAGGACAGUGUGUUCAGGCUGGAGCCCCUGAUAGAGAAUGGUCGAGGGAAGAGCCCUUAUGACCCCAAGCUGCUCACAGCGUCCAAGCUCAUCGAUGGUGAGCUGUAUUCUGGGACGUCAGCAGACUUCAUGGGGCGGGAUUUUGCCAUCUUCCGUACGUUGGGACAGCAUCACCCCAUCAGAACUGAGCAACACGACUCCCGCUGGCUGAACGACCCCAGGUUUAUGAGUGUCCAUCUGAUCCCAGAGAGUGACAACCCUGAGGACGACAAGAUCUACCUGUUCUUCAGAGAGAAUGCUAUGGAUGGGGAACAAACAGGGAAGGCUACACAUGCACGCAUCGGACAGCUCUGCAAGAAUGACUUUGGAGGCCACAGGAGUUUGGUGAAUAAGUGGACUACCUUCUUGAAGGCCAGACUGGUGUGUUCUGUACCUGGACUCAAUGGCAUAGACACACACUUUGACGAACUACAGGAUGUGUUUCUGAUGAGCGCUAAGGAUCCUAAGAACCCCACCAUCUAUGCAGUGUUCACUACAUCCAGUAACAUCUUCAAGGGUUCAGCAGUGUGUCUGUACAGCAUGGCAGACAUCAGAAGGGUGUUUUUAGGUCCCUAUGCCCACAGGGACGGCCCUAACUAUCAGUGGGUUCCCUUCCCGGGACGGGUACCAUACCCACGACCCGGCACGUGCCCCAGCAAGACAUUCGGAGGAUUUGAUUCGACAAAGGACUUGCCUGAUGAUGUCAUAACAUUUGCGAGAGGACACCCAGCGAUGUUUAACCCUGUGUAUCCCAUCAACAACCGACCAAUCAUAGUCAAGACGGACACGGACUACCAGUUCACACAGAUAGUGGUGGACAAAGUGGAGGCUGAGGACGGACAGUAUGACGUCAUGUUCAUAGGCACAGAUAUGGGUACAGUGCUAAAGGUGGUGUCCAUCCCCAGAGGGUCCUGGCAUGACCUGGAGGAGGUUCUACUAGAGGAGAUGACUGUGUUCAGGGAGCCAACUGCUAUUACAGCGAUGGAACUCUCUACAAAGCAGCAACAGUUGUACCUAGGCUCAGAGCUGGGCGUUUCCCAGAUGCCUUUGCAUCGCUGUGAGGUGUAUGGGAAGGCGUGUGCUGAGUGCUGUCUAGCUAGAGACCCUUACUGUGCCUGGGAUGGGACCGAGUGCUCACGAUACUUUCCCAUGGCCAAGAGAAGGACAAGGAGACAGGACAUCAGGAAUGGAGACCCUUUAACCCAGUGUUCAGACCUGCAGCAUCAUGAUAACCUGAAUGGGCAGCCCACGGUGCUGGAUAAGAUAAUGUAUGGAGUGGAGAACAGCAGUACAUUCCUGGAGUGUAGCCCCAAGUCCCAGAGAGCACUCACCUACUGGCAGUACCAACGAGUCAACGACGACAGUAGACAAGACAUCAAAGCAGAGGAUCGUUUUGUCCGUACGGAGCAGGGCCUGCUGAUCCGCACAUUGAACAAGAAGGAUUCUGGGACGUAUGUGUGCCAGGCUGUAGAACAUGGCUUCAUGCAGACUCUCCUAAAGGUUAGCCUGGAAGUCAUCGACACUGAACGCCUCGACGAUCUCAUUCACCGUGAUGACGAAACCGCCACACACACCGCUGCCACACACACCACUGCCUGGGACACACCCCCAGCCCGGGAAUCGCCCAAUCAGAAGCUAUGGUACCGUGACUUCCUGUCGUUAGUGAACCACCCGACCCUGAACAGUGUGGAUGAGUUCUGUGAGCAGGUGUGGAAGAGGGAGAAGAAGCAGAGGAGGCAGAAAGCACACCUAGCCCAACAGGUCCAGCUACACCACCAGCAGCAGCAGCAGGGCCUCGUGCACGCUCACACCCACGUGAACGCCCAUGGGCUGGCGGCCAAGUGGAAACACCUGCAGGAGAGGCAGAAAGGCCGCAACCGCCGGACCCACGAACUGGAGAGAGCCCCCCGCAGCGUCUGACCUCGCACCUUCUGAAUCCCAUGACCACCCCCCGACCCCCAAACCCCAAUCCAUGUACCCUGUUCUCAUCCUCAGACCCCCUCUGAACCUCCUCCCCUGCCUCGUCUCCCUUUACAGAGAUAAAGACUCAUUCCACACUGACUUUGUACAGAGAAUCUCAACUGGAAAUAAAGGCAAUAUCUAGCCCUGGUCUGUGUGUGUAGGCUGCAUGGGCACCCAUGUUUACAGUGACACGGCAUAGAGGCAAAGGAUGUUACAGGACACCAGAUGAUACAGUACUAUUCUAUUAUCUCAGCUGGCCGUUGUAGCCCCAGCACCAUGUAGGGACAGUGUCAGCCAACAUGAGGACUGGACUCCAUGUACUACAGAAUAACCUAUUGAAAACAUGGCUCUGUCUCCAGUGUAGUGUAGCUUUGUUUGUUAGUCAUGUCUCAUCGUUGUUGUCCACCCAGAUAUAAUAGGUAGCUUCCCCUAACAACCACUAUCUUGGAACAAGGGAUGAUAGUGUUUGAUGAAAUGAUGGAGCAGGGAUGGACCUCAUGUGUAUCACAAGGACAAUAACUACAUACAGGUCAUGUAAAGCACAACGGUUUGAUGGUGAGUGGAUUCUAUGAGAUAUGAAGAGUCCUAAGCAGAGAGGACGCAUGAGUACUGCAAGAUACUUCAGAGUAGCUAUGGAUUUAUAACUAAUGAUGUUAUUCUAACUUAAAUCAGACAUGUAAAUAUGCUUUGAUACAUCCUCGUACUAAAGGGAAUGGUUUGCGGUUAUCUUGUUACAUGAUGUUGUUUCCCCAUAAACAAAUGUAUUUAACAAAAGGUGAUUUUGUUUUUCCGAAAGCAGUAGGUUAAUAAAGUAUCCAACAUGGUUAUGAAAGUUACUGUGUUAAGUGUAUAGAUAAGCUCUUCCAAGACACAAAUGUUUUAACGUUUUAUUUUAAUGUUUAUCUUUCUGAUUUGCUCAGAGCCCUAUAUAAGUAUUUGUUACAUAGUUGAAGUUGACUUUAUUUUCUUUAUUUUAUGUUUAGUCCAACCACUGCAUCCCAGCUUAACUAAAACUUGUCUCUGCAUCGACUCUGUCACAUGUUGUUUGAUUGAAUCAAUUGAAACAAUUUGCAUACAAAACUUGUUUUCACCACAUACAGUGCCUUCAGUAUUCAUGCCCCUUGACUUAUUCCACAUUUUGUUGUGUU